AUGACACUCUUUCUCUGGAUCCCAGCCUCUUUCGCCCGUUGGAUUCGGUUGAAAAUAUAUCAGUAUGAGGUGACUUUUGCUGUAUAUAUGCUCACCCCAACCGAAAAGUUCAUUUUUAACUCCCUCCUCCUUACCCUGAUCUCAAUGAUCAUCACCGCUAUUUACGUCUACCUCCCCGAUCAUAUCAGAUCCAUCUACGGCCACCUCUAUUAUUAUUGGGCUGGCGAACGUCCCUUCAUAUCCUCCGCCUUGCCAUCAAUCAGCUCGGUAUUCCGCGAGACGGGUACUCAGACGCUAGAGGUCAUGUAUGAGACAGCAAAAAAUAAUGCUGCUGCUGCUGCGACCGAUACGAUCCGCGAAUUAUAA
Molecule: messenger RNA, 366 nt
Organism: Aspergillus bombycis
Lineage: Eukaryota; Fungi; Ascomycota; Eurotiomycetes; Eurotiales; Aspergillaceae
Product: serine palmitoyltransferase small subunit family protein
Exons: 2
Coding region: 1-366 (121 amino acids)
Source: RefSeq, a predicted model, not a curated record